GGGUCCCAGCCGACUUUCUUGGGGACGGAAAUUCGCAUCCUGUCUCCCCCGUACAACGACAAGAAUCAGGUAUCAAUUUAGCCACUUGCUCCGAGCCAACGAGUGAGUUAGGGACCUUUUCUGGCUAGUGAUCCGUCGAAAAUAUGCAUUUAGAGGACCAACAGAAGGAAAGAGGGAUUUUCGCAAAAUGAAAAAUAAAAAGAAAAAGAAUAAAUCUAAAUAAAAUGGCAGUCAGAAAAAUAAAUCCUGACACAUUGACUUAAAACUGGCAUCACUUCCGACUGAACCCCCCUCACCCUUCCCGGUCCCUUUUCAAAUGAGAGAAAGAUAGUCGGAACAUGUUGCCCGCUACCAUUCCAGGCUCAGCGAUCUUCAAUGCUUCCAUCAAGUUUUGAUUCCAUUUGGAUCUUUUUCUUUUUCUUUUUUUGGGAUUCGUCUUGAUUUAUGUACGUCGCGGAGCUGGAACCAAUGCGUUUUCUUUGCCGUUAAUAAUGGCACAUCAAUUCUAUACCCCGGAGGACGAGGUCGGCUUCGAACCUCAGUCUAAGCGAGAUGCUCUUUUACUUCCACACUCGACACAGAUUAGCAGUCAACAGGAGGCUGUGGACAGAACGUCUGGGACCAUUACUCCAAUCCUGGAAGGGGAGAAGAGCCGAAGCUCCACCAGGAGACGUAUUCCAGUGGCAUGCAAUCGAUGUCGAAAAAGAAAAAUUAAGUGUAGCGGUGAUAUUGGCGAUGGCCACGGGUGUUCAAACUGCCGGAAUUCAGGAAAUCAGCACUGUCAGUUCCUAAGGGUCAAUUCGUCCAUGUUGCAAACAAAAGCUUCUGGAUGGCCGUAUCCCGCUACAAACACUCCGCUGUCUUCAGCUCACCAGAGGCAAGGUGCGUACACACCCUCAGUGGCUCCAAAGCAAGAGUUCGUAUCGGUGAAUACCUCGAACUUCCGCAUUGCUUCGCUGUCACGCCCAUCAGCCUUUGAUAUAAGCUCGGCCGAGCCUCAGCAGUCACAUGGUCGCCCACUUUUUGGUCAGGGCCACAUCGUCAAUUACGAAGACGAGUCAUCGACUGUAUACGGUUCUCAGCCUCCAACAUACGUAGUACCCACAACGCUCCAAGGAGUCACACCGGACUACUACGGGAUCCCUUGGUCAAAGACGUGUCAUUCUGGGCUUAGCAUUAGCAGGGGACCUGAUGGAGGGGUAUUACCUGAGCAUGAAGCGGAGGGCACUUUCCACCAAUCCAAUUACGCUUAUAUAGUCCCGGAACCAGGAACUCAAUCCCCCGAUCCCACUUUUGCGCCCUCAAUGAUUGCUCUAUCGUCCGAGGCACAGGGAGCAGACCGAACUCUUCCCAACCCCAAUGGGCGAGGCCAGCUUCAACUGGGCCAUUCAGUGUUUCCAACAUCGUCGGAAGCUAUAUCUGGGCUUCCUCAACUAGACUGCAGAAUUGGACAUCCUUGGACACCCAAAGGCAUUACUGAUGACAACACUCGGUCGAUGAGGCAGUACACCCUUGGAGCUCUCAACGGCAAUUCCAUGAGCCGGGGAAAGCCGCCUCCGCCGAGUGCACAGGAGAUGGUGAUUGGAUACCCACAGAUGUCGACGGGUAGUACUUCUUCACCUUUGUUGCCCUCUAGAAGCAUCUUUACUCGAUUGAACCCAGGGAAUUCGGGAGAAGAGCUACAGGGAAGCGAGGAAGCCCCAGGCCGAAGGUCGAUGUUAAGUACAGGUGCACGUUUUGCUCUUAUGGAGGGUGUCUCCGACAUUUACAGGUACUCCAGCUCUGAGAAGAGAAAAGGUCUCAAACCAGAUACUUCUGGGACGUUGAUGAACGGACUUCCUUACACGCGGCCACCAGAGCAGCACGAAAACACUUUCUAUGCUUUCAGCUUGCCGGUAGCGGAUGGCCUUUCGGGUCCCGGAACAACCGCAGAAGCACAGCGGACGCAGACUCUGAGUAACCCGGGGAGCUUCUAUCCUGGGGCAUGUUGAACGGCUGUGCAUCUAUCUGCCUAUGGUGCAAGCGCUAUAGCCCCAGCCGAGAGGGUCAAACACUAAUGUUGUUACUUUUUAUUU
This is a messenger RNA of Aspergillus alliaceus, 2075 nucleotides long. RefSeq lists its product as uncharacterized. Gene Ontology annotation, biological process: regulation of DNA-templated transcription. Gene Ontology annotation, cellular component: nucleus. The coding region runs from base 492 to 1991 and encodes 499 amino acids. Lineage: Eukaryota; Fungi; Ascomycota; Eurotiomycetes; Eurotiales; Aspergillaceae. The record is from RefSeq and is a predicted model, not a curated record. Gene Ontology annotation, molecular function: DNA-binding transcription factor activity, RNA polymerase II-specific; zinc ion binding. The transcript is spliced from 3 exons.